AUGGCCAUCAAAAAGUCUAUUGAGGUCAAGCUUCGGCCCACAGUGGCUGGCGGCAAGACUCCUGAACCCUUAAAGGGUGCAUCUCGCAUUCAGAUCAGAAAAGAUUCACUGAUCGAACUUACGGGGACUGUGGACAACGGCAAAGCUUGCUACAUCGAACGGGUUGACCCGGAUGCUACUGGCAGUUCUCAGAGGAGAGAGGCUAUACUAUGGCUCACACCUGAUCCGAAUCUGGGUCGAGGGGUAGCCAAAGUUAGCCUGCCUUUCCGCGAGGCAGGCGACCUGAACUUGACCGACCAGUAUCGGAUCGUAGUGGCCGACACACCGUCUGAAGAUGCCAGGGAGAUUGUAUUUGAUGAUAUCACCGAGAGCGAAUCUACAGCCCCGAUCCAAGAGGUAUGGAUGCAGGCCUGGUUGGCAAUGCUGAAAGCAGAAAUUGAUAUCCUUGACUAUGUUUUCCCUGGAAUAGUUCUCAAAGACCUUGUUUUUGCGAGAGACAAAAGAACCUUUAGAGUCCGUUCAGUGAAUGGCUCGGAAACCAACAACUGCCGUAUCAAGCCAGGGCUUGCAGAGAUCAUCAUUGCCACAAGCGUGGACGGCAAUGAGGGUACAAAUGAUGAUCAGCCUUCAGAUCUUCAAAUUCCCCAGAUCCCUGGGUUGGAGGAGCAGGUCAAGAAGCUCAAUGACUUCCUGUUAGUGUCAAGCUCAGAUCGGGAAUCCAAAAUGGGAUGGCACGGCCUCGUCCUCCACGGCGGCAGUGGUACUGGAAAGACAAUGCUUCUGGACCACGUAGCCAGGACAAAAUGGGGCUCGGUCCACCGUGUCAAGGCAUCCGACAAGAGCAAGGACAUUCAGGAUGUGUUCCAGACCGUCACCGGACAUGCGCGAAGUAUCGUGCUUAUAGACGAUUUAGACGAGCUCAUUGAUAAGGAGCGGGCCAACCGGAGCACUGUCAUCAAUGCGCUUGUCGAAGGUCUCGUCUCAGUCAGACAAGCCAUCUGUGACAAGGAGAAGCCUCCAAAAGUGAUUGUCCUCGCAGCAUGCCGGGAUUACAUCACUGUGGUCCCGGAGAAGCUCCGGCGUCCCUACCGGCUUCAGCGAGCCAUUCUCUUGCCGCCGAUGGACAUGUCACGGCGUACGGCCGUCAUUUCAAGUCUCAACCCACCCUUUCAUCCAGACGUUAGGGAACGGAUCAUAUGUGAUUUGAGUGAUCGGACGCACGCAUACAACGGCCUGGAUCUUCAGAAGCUCCUCUCGACUAUAGAUUAUCUCGUGUCCGCAAAGCUUCAUCACACGCACCCUGAAGCUGUCGGAACGGAACCCGAUGCUAGACCAAAGCCACCAGCAGAUACGGCAUUUUAUACCGAGUCACUCGAGGCAGCCCUCCUUGAAAUCCGCCCGACAGCGAUGCAAGACGUCAACCUGAAGCCUCCGCCAGUGCACUGGGACGACAUAAGCGGCCAGGAGAGCGUUAAGCGAGACCUGCGCCUGGCAGUCCACUUCAUCACCAGACCCAAGGAAGAGAUACAAAAGUUCAUCCGUGUCCCUCCCAAGGGGUUCCUGCUUUAUGGGCCGCCCGGUUGCUCAAAGACCAUGACGGCACAGGCAAUGGCCACCGAGUCCGGACUUAACUUUUUUGCCGUCAAGGGCGCCGAGCUGCUCAACAUGUACGUCGGCGAAUCGGAACGCCAGAUCCGCGACCUGUUCAGCCGCGCCAGGGCCGCAGCUCCCAGCAUGAUCUUCUUUGACGAGAUAGACUCCAUCGCCGGGUCGCGCAAGGGGUUUGGUGGCGACGGCGGCGGCGCUGCCAGCCAGGGAGGACUCAACGUGCUCACGACCCUCCUGAACGAGAUGGACGGCUUCGAGGAUCUGCGCGGCGUCUUUGUGCUUGCGGCCACAAACCGCCCGCACGCCCUCGACCCGGCCAUCAUGCGACCCGGCCGCUUCGAUGAGAUCAUAUACGUGCCACCGCCCGACACCGCCGCCCGGGAGGCCAUCCUGCGCAAGAACUCGGCCGGCUGCCACCUCGCUCCCGAUGUGGACUUUGCCCGCCUGGCCCAGCUCACCGAGGGCAAUUCCGGUGCCGAGGUUGCAGGUACCUGCCAGUCGGCGGGCAAGCUGGCCAUGAGACGUUCUUUGGAUGAACCGGGCUCCGAAGGCGCUAUAUCCAUGGCCGAUUUUGAGGCAGCCAUUGCUGGACAGAGGAAACAAAUCACGAAGCAGAUGCUCGAUGGAUACGCAGAAUGGGAAAAGCAGUUCCAUUAA
Molecule: messenger RNA, 2265 nt
Organism: Pyricularia grisea
Lineage: Eukaryota; Fungi; Ascomycota; Sordariomycetes; Magnaporthales; Pyriculariaceae
Exons: 2
Coding region: 1-2265 (754 amino acids)
Cellular component (GO): cytoplasm
Molecular function (GO): ATP hydrolysis activity; ATP binding
Source: RefSeq, a predicted model, not a curated record